AUGGACCCAUCACCGCGAGGUACCAAGAACUCAGUUGGUGUUUCGAAGAAGUCCGUCAAGCAUGGUAGUCCUCAUUCAAGACGGUGGCCGAGAGGGUCAUUUUCAGCAUAUCGCUAUAUAGAUGGAUUCCUUUCUCGUCUGAGCCGUCUCCGCCCUGAAAGAGUGAAACUUAGGAAGACAAGGCGCCUGCUCUCCAAGCUUCGCAGCACUGGACGAAAUGGUCACAAACCAAGUAGCUCUACGCUGUUUGCCAGGGCUAAUGGGGCUUCAGACUCAUGGGAGCUUAAGCAGCCUGAUUCGAGCCCAGCUGGGGAUCGUUCAGACAGUUUUCCGUCUAAAACUGAGCAUAUUCAUGAAGUCAGUGAGAGAAAGACACAAUUUAUUGACUUCGAAAAGCUUGAAUCCGGAAAUGAUGACAAUCUUUCCAUUGUUGACACUUCAAGCACUACUGGAACAUCAAAUGCUCCGAAAGAAUUGAGUGCCGGCCCUCAGCCCGACGUCGUGGAUGUUCAUCCAUACUCAUUACUGCCUCCGUCGCUUAACUUACAACAGGCAAUAGCUGCCAGUUCUCAGAUGUGCGGUGUCCAAAUAUCUCAGGUGGUUGAUAUCCUGCCUUGUACACCUCUCCAGGAGGGACUCAUAGCUCUCACUGAGAUACGGCCCGAGAACUAUGUGACCGAGCAUACCUUUCAAGUUGGACCAGACAUUGACGCAGAUCUACUUCAAACCGCGUGGCUUCGGACUGUAGAGUCCAAUGCUAUCUUGCGGACAAGGAUCAUCAGUUUGCCUCAUGUGGAGGGUCACAUUCUGGUGCAAGUCGUCGUUGAUGAGGGACUGUGGUGGACGACCAUCAAUGAGCAAGACUCCAUUCAAGACUCCACGCAAGACUCCACCACGGAUGUUGCCAUGGGAUUGGGAACACCUCUUUCCAUAUUCAAUCUUGUAAGGUCUACACGUUCUGGAAACACCAGACUGGUAUGGAGGGUACAUCACUCUCUCUUUGAUGGAUGGACUGUGCCCCUUAUCUUGAAAGAGGUGCAAAACAUUUAUUUUGGUCAACCACGUCUUGGAUUGCAGCCCAUGUCCCGGUUUAUCAAGCAUUUGCUAAAUCGGGAUGUGGAUACAGAGUUUCGAUUCUGGACGGCAAUGUUUGAGAACAGUGAGGGCAUACAUUUUCCACCAGUACUGGUAAAUCAUCAUACACAGCCAGACAGCGAAAAAGUACGGCACAUUUCAGACAUGGGCUGGGGGGAUAGUGACUUCACUCCAGCGACCCUUCUCAAAGCGGCAUGGGCGGUUGCUACUGCAAACGCGACUGGUUCCUGCGAAGCUCUCUUUGGGUUAACAGUUACCGGUCGUCAAGCUGCUUUAGAGGGAAUCGAGCUGAUUGCAGGCCCGACCAUUGCAACAAUACCUGUAGCAGUUUUAUUCGAUUGGGAUACAAGCAUCAACCAGCUACUCGAGAUGGUGCAAGGUCAGACAGCAGAUAUGAUUUCAUAUGAACACACCGGUCUGCAGAAGAUUGCACGAAUGAGUGAUAAAGCAGCAACCGGUUGCAAUUUUCAGACACUACUGGUGAUACAGCCAAGUAGCACGGGUAGUAGCAAGGACGAAGACUCCCUGUUCUUAACUGAAGUCCAUGAUAACAAGGCCGGGUCAACCUCAGACACGUACCCAGUGGUGGUUGAAUGUUUUUUGGGCUCCAGCGGAGUUGAUUUACGGGUUAUGUUCGACUCGACAGUUAUUGCUCAGGAUCACAUGGAUUUUGUUAUCGAUGACUUCGUCUCCGCUCUACGGCAUCUCAACGAUAGCAACAUUGGCCAUCAAAGUCUACAACUACUCCACGGUGAACCAUGGCACAUCUGCCAAGCUUUCAGUUGGAAUGAAACCGUACCACUACCGACGCUAGAGUGUAUCCAUGACAUGAUAACUCGAAGGGUAUUGAUGAACCCUUUGCGUCCGGCCAUCAAUGCGUGGGACGGAGACUUCACAUAUGAACAACUAGACGUCAUGUCGACUCGGUUGGCCCUCCAUGUAUGCGGCACUGGAGUUCAGGGGAAGAUUGUGCCUCUUGUAUUUGAAAAGUCUGCUUGGAUGCCCAUCGCCACCGUGGCCGUCAUGAAAGCAGGUGCUGCAUGCUUAGCAUUGGACACAACGCAACCACUCGAGCGCCUGCGAUCCAUCAUCGCACAAGCAGAGGCACCACUAGUUCUAUCAUCUAUUGCGAAUGAGUCUCUCUCUUUUCAACUCGGCAAUCAUACAACCAUUCUUGUCGGACCAAACCAGGAUUGGAAUCCGUCAGUAUCAACGCUUCCUGUUGUUGACCCGUCAGACGUAUUAUAUCUCUGUUUCACUUCGGGCAGUACCGGCGUUCCCAAGGGGGCCUUGAUUACCCAUUCAAAUUUCGCAUCAGCUGUAACUUAUCAACAGGUCCAACUGGGCUAUUCAUCCUCCUCACGAGUUUUCAACUUCUCAUCUUAUGCAUUUGAUCCUGCCUGGUCUAAUAUCAUUCAAACUUUUACUUCCGGAGGGUGCCUCUGCAUACCUUCGCAGGAAGAGAGGGACAAUGAUCUUGCAGGUUGCUUGGAGCGAUAUGGCGUGAACCACGCUGACUUUACACCAUCCGUGGCACGAAUUGUAGGCGAAAAGGCAUUAUCACGGAUGUCUACAAUCCUCACUGGCGGCGAGCCUGUCCUACCCGGCGACACAUUUCUAGUCAACGGUGAAACCAAAAUGUUCAAUGUGUAUGGUCCGGCUGAGUGUACCCCAGUUGUAGCAUUUUCUGAGAUUAAACCAGGUGAUAUUGCUAUAGGACGAGGAGCAGGAGUGUGUACAUGGGUAAUCGAUCCUGAAACGAACACUCCCAGCAAACUCGGCGAAGUCGGUGAGCUUUGGGUUGAGGGCCCCUUGGUUGGUCGAGGAUAUCUGAAUAACGAAUCGGCAACGAGCAAAUCCUUCAUUGAAGAUCCAGAAUGGCUCACUCGCUGCACAUCAAAGACCAUGGGUGCCGCCAAAGUGCACGGUCGUCGAGGAAGACUCUACCGUACUGGAGACAUGGUCCAAUAUCGUCCAGAUGGCUCGCUACAGUACGUUGGGCGAACGGACACGCAAGUCAAAAUCCGUGGGCAGAGGGUUGAGCUUGGCGAAGUUGAGCAGCACGUUCUGCUGGCCCUUCCAGAGGGGGUAUCUGCUCUCAUAACGGCUGAGGUUAUUCAAGUGAAGAAGUCACAGUCCCUUACAAUCGUUGUGUUCAUCACGCUAAAGGGCCAAGACGCCUCCCAAAUGACUGAGGACGCGCAUGAAUUAGCUGUCGCCGAUCUUGUUGAUGGACUGAGAACCCGUCUGGUGGACAGAAUCCCUCGCUUUUUAAUGCCGACAGCCAUUAUACCCAUGUUUAGUCCCCCGAUGCUUACAAGUGGUAAAACCGACAGAAAGUCUCUUCGCAUCAUGGGAGAAUCGUUGUAUCAUCGGUACUCUAAGACCAGCAACGUACAGAAUGAACCGGAAGAGCCACUUAGCAACAUAGAAGCUAUUAUUCAACAGUCGUGGAUGUCAGUCAUGGAUUUGCCAGUCGAGGAUGUCGGAGUCAACGAGGAUUUUACAAGAAUAGGUGGCGACUCAAUCACCGCAAUGCAGAUAGUCUCUCAGUGCAAGCUUCACAAUAUCUCGUUUACCAUCAGCGACCUUUUGCAAGCGUCGACGAUCAAAAAGCUGGCCAGUCGAUGUACGGUACGCGGGAUAGAAGACAUCCAAAACUUGGGAGACGAGGACGAUAUUGCCGAAGGUCCGUUUGACCUUUCUCCAGUACAACAAAUGUUCUUCAACACUUACCCUGACGGAUUUAAUCACUGGAACCAAAGCUUUCUAUUGAAGCUGAGUAGCAUCGUUUCAUUCGAGCUCCUUCAAAGAGCAUUGAAUGCUGUAGUCUGUCGACAUGACAUGCUACGCUGUCGCUUCCAGAAAGACCCAGCCACCGGACGUUGGAUGCAGCAAAUAUGUGAUGAAAAUGACCCCCAGUCCUUCGCUUUCACGGAACAUGUGGUACAAAACCAUGCCGAGAUUGCCACACUUGGUCAGCACCGACAGGAGACGAUGAAUCUCCAGUUAGGUCCUGUGUUUGCCUGCGAUAUCUACAGAGUUCCGAACGGAGAGCAGAUGGUACUUCUCUCGGCGCACCAUACAGUGGUUGAUUUGGUGUCCUGGCGAAUCAUCUGGGGUGACAUUGAGGACUUUAUAUCCCACGGGCGUCUCAUGUCUCAUCCCACAAUGACUUUUCGUGCAUGGUGCCGACGUCAAGCUCGAGUUGGAGCGAGUCUGUCUCCUCUGUCCGUCUUGCCGUACUACGUACCACCGCUUCAAGUAGGGUUCUGGGGGAUUGACCAGCUAGAAAACACAUUUGCGGGCUGUACGAGUUACAGUUUAAGGUUUGAUAAGUCUUGUACCGCAAAACUUUUUGGCGAUUGCAAUGGGCCGCUGCGAACCGAGCCCCUUGACAUCAUCAUCGGCACUUUGGCCUACACAUUCGUUCAGAUGUUCCCAGAAAGGGAGGUAGCGACUAUAUGGCUGGAGGGACAUGGUAGGGAGCCAUUUGAUGAGAGUCACUGCGACGUCUCGUCCACCGUCGGCUGGUUUACUACGCAGUAUCCCUUACAAUUGCCAGUGUGUCAAAACACCUCGGCCUUGCAUGCUAUUCGUCUUGCAAAGGAUUUCAGACGGAAAGUUCCCAGCAAAGGCCAACCGUAUUUCUCAUGUCGCUAUCAUAGUGAAUCUGGCCGCACCAUGUUUGAGGGCCAUGAGGUGUCUGAGAUAUCGCUCAACUUUACGGGCAAGUUCCAACAACUCGAGAAAGACGAUGGUCUGUUCAAACAUGCGGACUUGGACGACGGCGCAGGCGCUAUUACAGAAAUGGCUUCCACAGCGAGGCGCUUCGCAUUAAUUGAGAUUGAAGCCUCUGUUCAGGACGAUGAACUGCUAGUGUCCUUCGACGUACACGAGAAAAUGAAACAUCAAGAGCGACUGCAGGGAUGGGCGGGUCUAUUCCACCGUCAAGUUGAGUCCACGGUUGACCAGCUAUUGAAGUCUGGCCCUGUUCUGACACUAUCUGACCUCCCCCUUCUCAAUAUGUCGUACGAUGGACUUGACACACUGCUGAAUGAACAACUGCUCCGUAUAGGGAUCAACUCUGGCGAUGUUGUUGAUAUAUACGGAUGCUCGACACUGCAGCAGGGAAUUCUGCUUAGUUUCCAAAAGGAGAAUGCGUCUUAUGAGACGGUUUCGAUCUGGCGAUUGGUCUCACCUCCCAACGCGGGUGUUGUGCUCGUGCCAAAGUUCCGCCAAGCAUGGGAAGACGCCGUAAACCACCACACAAUCUUGCAAUCCAUCUUCACUGUCCAUCCUGAAACAGGAGAGUUUAUCCAAGUUGUUUUAAGAAAUGUCAAACCUCGCGUCACAAUUCUCAACGCCGGGAAUCAGAAUCCCACAGACGUCCUGACCGAGUUGCACCGGCCGGUAUUCGCUGAAAACGAACCAAAUCAUGCACUCACCAUUUGUCAAUCGUCCACUGGCGAAGUAUCUUGUCGACUUGAUGUUAGCCACAGCCUCGUUGAUGCCUCCAGCAUGUUUGGUCUUGUGCGAGACGUUCUGUAUGGCUAUGAUGGCAUUGAGAUUCCUCCUCGAACACCAUUUAGGGAGAUGAUUCGGUACUUGUCUGGCAUUUCCAAGACACAAAGGAUAACAGCUUGGGCCAAAUUGCUCCAAGGAGUGCAGCCCUGCGAGUUUCCCAUCUCUUUGCGAGGUCUCACCAGGACUUGCACAGAGAGCUCUGGGCAAAUUUCCAUCUCCGCUAGUGCUAUCGAUGGGGUCGCAGAGUUCUGUAGAGAUAUCGGCAUUACCCGAUCUGUAUUUAUACAGGUUGCUUGGUCCAUGGUGCUCUCUCAUUUUACAGGCCGCGAUGACGUCUGUUUCGGAUAUCUCUGCAAUGGGCGAGAUAUACCAGUCGAAGGUGUAGACACCAUGGUUGGUCCUCUGGCCAAUCUGCUUAUUAGUCGCGUCAAUUUACGUCUCCCUCCUGAGGAAGUGCUUCGACAAACGUCUCAAAACUCAAUAAAUCACUUAGCAAUCCAACAUAUCUCUCUCGCAGAUAUCCAGCACCAUCUUGGGCUUUCUAAGAGGCUCUUCAACACUGCGUUGUCAAUUCGGGGAGCCGACAAGAUGGACAUGGAAAAAGUUCCUAACCUUACUAUGGAACCGCAAGGAGGAGAAGAUCCCCAUGAGUUCGAUAUUGGCCUUAGUGCGCUUAUCGAUGGAGACAAUAUGGGAAUAUUAAUGGAGUAUCAUCAACCGUAUGUCCCAGAGCAUAUUGCUCGAGAAGCUGCGAAUGUUUUCACGAAGGCCACCCGUCAUCUGCUAGACACAGGCAGAGGGGAUGCGCAAAACAACAACCAAGUAACUACUCUCGCUAGUAAUUUCUUCAAGCAGACUGUUGGUCAAGACGAAGCUUCUACACAACAGUUCUGGGGAGAUCAGUUUGCAAAUAUUGAAAACUCCCACUUCCCAUCUAUUGAGGCUGAUGUCCAACCAAAUAUCGACAACGAGGUGCAUUUCAAAAUAUCGGGGCUGAAUUUCUCAACCAAAGCAGAGUUCUCUGCGGAAACUAUUGUUAGGGGAGGGUGGGCAAUUCUGGCAUCACAUAUGGUUGGUUCCAACGAAGCAAUAUUCGGUGCUAUUGCCAGCAACAAUACCGCUCAGUUUCCAAUUCGCAUCCCACUGACCCCUGAGAUGACCAUCGACGGCUUUCUCUACGACAUUCAGCUCCAAUCCCGUUCUUUACGUCACUUUGAGCACACUGGUCUCUGCCGGAUCAUGUCUAUGAGUGAGGAAGCUGCUCUGGCUGCUCAAUUCCAGACUAUUAUACACAUGGAGCAACAACCGGCAACAAAAGCUCGAGCUCAAAGUCAUGGCCAUCAUGCGUUAUUUGUCUCGUGCUAUAUCAAUGAGACCGACACAAACCUUACAUUUAGCCAUGACUGCAGCAUAUUGGAUAACCAGCAAGUGUUGCGUCUUGCUCAUCAGUUGGGAAUUAUUUUGCGCCAACUCCUCGAUCCUGACUCCAGGAUAACCCAGCUCAAUGAUCUAACUCUGGUCAGCCCGCAGGAUAUUGAAGAUAUAUGGAACUGGAAUGCUGUCGUUCCCCAGUCUAUGGAGGCAUGUAUGCACGACCUCAUCACCAACAGGGCUCGCGCACAACCAAAGGCACAGGCUGUUUGCGCCUGGGAUGGGAAUCUAACUUAUUCUCAACUAGAUGAGCUUUCUACUCGUCUUGCCAUGCAACUCACUGGGUGUGGAAUCGGUCCUGGGAGCUGUAUCCCACUUCUUUUUGAGAAAUCCAUGUGGAUGCCUGUGGCAGUGGCCGCUGUUAUGAAGGCCGGCGCUGCGGCAGUAGCCACAGACACGGCAACACAGCCCGAAGAAAGGCUACGUUGCAUUAUACAAACUGUAAAAGCUCCCAUGAUUUUGUGCUCCAGCUCCAAUAGACAUAUUGCGGACAAUCUGAGCGAGCACGUCGUCGUCGUUGGCUCUGACUUGUUUUUUGAACAACUCGGGAACCAGAAGUUGCCAACAGUAAGUCCUGCGGACUUACUUUACAUUAUUUUCACGUCAGGUUCAACUGGGACUCCCAAGGGCGUAAUGGUCAGUCAUAGAAAUAUGGCUAGUGCCCUUAAACAUCAGAGCAAAGCUCUGGGAUACCAAAGCGACUCUCGGGUACUCGACUUUUCUUCGUACGCCUUUGACGUAUUUUGGUCAAACAUGAUGAAUACUCUGACAACUGGUGCUUGCUUGUGUAUCCCUUCCACGGAGGAGCGGCAGUGUGACUUAUCCGGAGCACUGCAAAAGUACAACAUCACAUUGGCAGACUUGACCCCAUCGGUUGCCCGUCACCUCAUGGGGUUGGAACGAUUAUCUACAAUGAUCUUAGGAGGAGAGGUCGUUCUCCGAAGUGACCGUCAACUUGCCGGCGAAAAUACAAAGGUAAUCAGUGCUUAUGGUCCAGCAGAAUGCACACCAACAGCAACAAUAUUGAACUUGUCAGAGGCCAUCGAUGGUCUUGGCUAUGGAGCAGGUGUUUGCACAUGGAUCGUCGAUCCUGACAAUGAGAGUAAGCUUGCGCCAGUAGGUGCUCCGGGUGAGCUCUGGGUGGAAGGACCUUUGGUUGGUGACGGUUAUGUGUUCGACGAGGAAAUGACGUCCAAGUCUUUCAUCCAAGACCCGGAAUGGUUGGUACGCGGCAUCCCAGGUAAGCGGCCAGGACGGCGUGGCAGGCUAUAUCGAACAGGUGAUCUUGUUCAAUACCUUCCGGAUGGAUCACUCCGAUUCCUAGGACGAAAGGACACACAGGUAAAGCUCCGGGGUCAGAGAAUCGAACUGGAAGAGGUUGAACGAGCGGUCAGGAACACUCUCUUGGGUCUAGAUCCCACUUUGGGAGAUGCGCAAGUUGUUGUGGAAGUCAUUCAACCACGAGAAACAGCUCAGAGCCUCUUGAUCGCCUUUAUAUCUCUCAAAAACUACGAAGAGGACCAUGAUGUUGCAGCGAAAAGAGCCACAGCUGGACUAGAUGAACAUUUAAGUCUCAUUCUGCCCAGUUACAUGAUUCCAUCAGUCUUUAUUCCACAAAAAGUCAUUCAGAGAACUCACACUGGCAAAGUUGAUCGCAAACUGUUGCGCAAGGUCGGAAGCGAACUCACGAGUCGGCAAAUGGCAGAGUUCAGUAAUAUGCACCAAGAACGGCGACCACCAAGUACAGACGCGGAAGAGUUGGUUCUUAAGUUAUGGGUAGAAGCUAUCAAUGUGAAUGCCGACAAUGUCGGCAUCGAUGACAACUUCUUUCGAAUCGGUGGCGACUCUAUUGGGGCGAUGAAAGUCGUCGGUUUAGCUCGACAAAAUGGUGUCCCCCAGCUGACUGUCAAGGAUGUGUUCCAAAACCCGAUUCUUCGAGAUUUGGCUUCCCUGUGCGAUGUUAGAAGGUGA
Molecule: messenger RNA, 9024 nt
Organism: Pochonia chlamydosporia 170
Lineage: Eukaryota; Fungi; Ascomycota; Sordariomycetes; Hypocreales; Clavicipitaceae
Product: non-ribosomal peptide synthetase
Exons: 2
Coding region: 1-9024 (3007 amino acids)
Biological process (GO): amino acid activation for nonribosomal peptide biosynthetic process; secondary metabolite biosynthetic process
Cellular component (GO): cytoplasm
Molecular function (GO): catalytic activity; phosphopantetheine binding
Source: RefSeq, a predicted model, not a curated record